AACUGGCAAACCCACAAAACUAAACAAAUCCAGCGGGAAAAGGGAGAAGUCCUUCCUCCCAGCGAUUUGAAAUUUAAAAUUGGUCAAAUUUGGAAUUGGUAAUAGAUGUUUGACUUUUUCUACAGCGGCAUUGUGUAUUAUAUGAUGUUUCCUCCUUCCAGAUCCGGCAGUCUGCGAGCCCAUGGCUUUCCCCUGCCACUACCUGCUGCUGGUAAUCUCCUGCUCAGGGGUAGGCUGGAGCUCAGGCUCGCUGUGCCCCCUCAGCCCUCUCACCUCCCCCAGCGCAGGGAGAGCAGGACGACCAGAGGCUGGUUCCACUGUGUACCACUAGAGGUCGCUGCCGCACCUAUACUGGCCGGGAGUGGCCGGGAGGUUGAUGACACCGACACAGAAUAAUACUGGGUGUGGGUGUUCAAACACCGGGCUUACUGCUCGUGUUAAAGGACUGGUGGCUGUGAGGAAUACACAGAAGACGUGGAGGAAGUGAGGAAACUGCAGGAUCAAACCAAAUCUAUAAGCAACAUUUCAACAUCUUUGUUGAAAACCCUAUAGUUUCCGCCAUUAUAUUGGUCUUGUUUUAAAUAUGAAAGCGUCUGGAUAAAAUCCAGCACAACGAGGAAGGAUGACUCAGAACAUGUUCCAGGAAGGCUUGCAUCAGGUGUUCGUCAGGGAGACUCAGAGCGAGCGGCCGCCUCCUGAAGCCAGCAAUGAGGGGGACCUGAGAGACGCCAGGAUCCGGCGCUGGUUCGGGACGGUGGUCGGCAGCAGAGUCUGUGUCACUGGGGCGACUCAGGCGGUCUCUGCCCUGGCCUGCAUACUAUCCACAGUUACCUAUUCCUGUGUGAGCUUCAACUGCUCCAUGAGCAUGACCAUGCCGGUGUGGUCCAGCGUGUUUUAUCUAGGCACAGGGGCUUUGGCUCUACUUCUCCCCAAGAAACCGACCAAAAUGCGGGUGGCCGCACUGAUGGUCCUCAACCUCUUCAGUUUCCUGCUGGGAUUCAGUGCUCUGCUGUCCUUCGCUGUGAACUCUGUGCACGCAGUAGCUCUCAAGACAAACCAUCAACGGAUUGGAUCGCGUGUAGCCGAGGGCAGCUCUAUAACCUUCACUGGGCUGUGUCUGCUGGCGUCCCUCUACACCCUGUUCCUGACCUGGAGGGGCCUACGUCGCUACAGCGCUCCCAACUCUCAGACCUACGGCCCAGUACCACAGCAUCUCGAUGAAGGCACAUCUCCGCUACUGGCGCAAGCGGAGCUUGGCCUUUAGAUCCAGCUGUUGAAGAGGACUCUGUGGCCCCUUGGUGCGUGUGGGGGCGCUGGCGGGGUCUCGGUGGUGCAACGAGGCCAGGGCGGGGGUCAGGUGCCAAGGCUGCACAGUGACAGGGCUGAGCAGGACAAGAGCAAUAGAACAACUAGAUACAUGUUUACAGAACAGCCAAAGAGGGAGAAAUGAACAGUUUGUAAGUUAUGGUGAAAAAAUAUCAUCAAUUAUAAAACCACUCCACGUUUCUAUCUCUCAAAAUAAAAAAACGAUGUUGUGUCAUGACAA
Molecule: messenger RNA, 1546 nt
Organism: Gadus chalcogrammus (walleye pollock)
Lineage: Eukaryota; Metazoa; Chordata; Actinopteri; Gadiformes; Gadidae
Gene: tmem253
Exons: 8
Coding region: 623-1264 (213 amino acids)
Cellular component (GO): membrane
Source: RefSeq, a predicted model, not a curated record